Molecule: messenger RNA, 2440 nt
Organism: Callorhinchus milii (elephant shark)
Lineage: Eukaryota; Metazoa; Chordata; Chondrichthyes; Chimaeriformes; Callorhinchidae
Product: NACHT, LRR and PYD domains-containing protein 3-like
Cellular component (GO): cytoplasm
Source: RefSeq, a predicted model, not a curated record
CAAGGGAACAGUGCUUGGCUAUGAUUUACUGCCAGACAUUAGCUGCUGGACUCUGAUCAGGGUGUGUUAUUACCUGUAGAGCCCAGAACACUGAAGCACAUCACUGAGAGGCUCGGAAACCAGAGGCAGGAACCGGAGCUCAGUCAACGGGGAGACAAGACGCCCAGAACACUGAAGAUCAUCACUGAGAGGCUCGGGAACCAGAGGCAGGAACCGGAGGUCAGUCAGCGGGGAUACAAGAUGGAUAGAUGUCAAAUGUGCAAAAGAAGGACAUUCCAUUUGAAAUGCUAACAUAGUACUAUUGCCUGAGAGAUGACGUCUGGAUUCCUUGUUAGCCUUGUAACAGUUGUUCUACAAGAAACGUAAAGAAGACUCAGCACCUGUCAUAAAUCUUGCUAACUAGGCCGCACAUAACGGCAAUUGAACGUCUUGUUGGAACAUUGUUGGAAAAGAAACAUCUUUAAAAUACAGAGUCACGAGAAAACCAAUGAUUCAAUUAAACGGUCACAUUACUACUACUGAACCCAUCCACAUCUGGCGGAACUGAAACAGCGACCACAUACGGUGUUCCUGAACUACAUUGUGACACAGUUCCACCACUUUGGGAGAUUCGAAUGAGAUGGCCUCCACGAAGCCUGAACCAAGAGCCAGUGCAACGCUCAAUGCCACGACCCGUGGUGUGGAUCAGACACUCUGCAACACGCAAACACUUAAUGGCUUCUCUUUAACUGAUUUAGAGGAAAGUCUUAAAGAGAUGACAAUGAACAAAGGUGCCAGUCUAGUGAAUGAAGUGACCAUUGGUGGAAGUCUACCAGAAGUCCUCAGUGAUCUCAUAGCCAUUCAGCGACUGCACAAGGAGACGUUACAGAAACAAUGUGAGAAACUGGAAGUGAAGACCAUCCUGAUGAAGGAGAAGGUGAGAACGUUUCAGUUGGUUGAUCACUACACGGAGUUAACUAUCAUUUCUGAUCUCCGUCACCGGAAACUUGAAGGACAUGAGCUGCUGGCGAGAGGCAGAGACCACGAGGAGUGGAGACAGAAGCAACUCCGGGGAGAGUUGGAAACAGUGCGAACUGAUAAACUGUUCCACAGCAGCUUCUCAAAAGGAAGUCAUUUACCUUCUUCUCAGGGAAGUGGAUAUGACUCUCGUACAGGGAUUUCCGCAGUUGUGAGUGGAGUGGCGGGGAUUGGAAAAACAACCAUGGUGCAAAAGAUUGUCCAUGACUGGGCCACAGGCAAAAUCUAUCCUCACUUCCACUUUGUAUUCGUUUUUAAAUUCCGAGACCUAAACAGAUUUCACGACAGAGCAACACUGAGCCGCCUGAUCGUGGAGCAGUAUCCUUACCUCAGGGAUGUUCUGGGUGAGCUUUGGAAACACCCAGAGACAUUGCUCUUUAUAUUUGAUGGUUUGGAUGAACUAAGGGCAAAGAUUGAUUUCGCUGACAGUCGGAGAGACACAGAGCCUCAGCGCAGGUGCACACACCCUGAAUUCUGCUGUAAACUUUCUGACAUUGUGUACAGUUUAAUACAGAAAAAGCUGCUGCCAGGCUGCUCAGUGCUGGUGACCAGCCGCCCCACUGCAUUACAUUUACUGGCAAAGGCUCAGGUCAGUGUCUGGGCUGAAAUCCUGGGAUUUGUGGGUGAAGAGAGAAGGGAAUAUUUUCACAAGUUUUUGAAGAUCAGGAGGUGGCGGCUGCUGUUUACAGCCAUGGAGGAGAACGAGCUCCUGUUCACCAUGUGCUACAACCCGUCCUACUGCUGGAUCCUCGCUCUGUCUCUGGGUCCCUUCUUUACACGGAAACACAGCAACAAACAGCGAGUUCCCAAGACAAUCACACAACUCUUCUCCUAUUAUAUUUAUAACAUACUAUCACAUCACAGUGUCAAGAUGGAGAGCCCCCGUGAUGUGAUGCUGAAGAUUGGUGAGAUGGCCUUCAAUGGAGUCUCCCAGAGAAACAUUGUCUUUAAUAAUGAAGAUCUGUUCAAAUAUAACCGCCAAUCCUCCCAGUUCCUCUCUGGCUUUCUCGUUGAACUUGUGGAGAGAGAGUCUUCAGAGCACAGUGUGGUCUACACAUUCACGCACCUCACCAUCCAGGAGUUUGUAGCCGCACUCGCUCAGUUCCUGUCUCCUCAUUCCAAAAACACCAUGUGGCGUUUGAUCCGCAGUGACAAGGAGAAAGACGGCCGGUUUGAGAUAUUUCUCCGCUUUGUUGCUGGUCUCUCCUCCCCGCGGGCAGCUCAGCCACUGGAGGAGUUUCUGGGUCCAUUUGUCCAUCAGACAACCUGUGCGGUUAUCGAUUGGCUGAAGGAGAAAUUUAAAGCUCAGAUCAGUGACACAGACACCGUCACUGGGAAAAGGAAACUGCUGAACACACUCCACUACCUGUUUGAGUCUCAGAAUCAAGCCCUGGCACAGCUCACACGCCAUUGCACUGUGUGA